CCCAUCCCAUCCCCCAUCCCGCACCCUUCGCGCCGCGUCGCAUCAUCAUCUUGCCCGCGUCAAUCCGUGUGCAACACCCGCAUCCUGCUCUCCGUGACUGGGCGCUACUCUGUUUGCCCAUUACCACGCUCAUUCAAGCCUCGCUCGAGGCCCGCCUGCCCCCUUCUUCCCUUUGCACGAGCCAGUGCCGUCGUCUGCCUUCCUCGAAGCGUCCUCCGUCUCCGCCACAGCGAAACGCCGUCACGAUGCCUGGCCUCGUCUCUGCGACCGGCGUCCUGGCCUUUCUGGCCGACGAGGAGCCCGAGCUCAAGGUCUUUGCCCUGCAGACCCUCAACGAUGAUAUUGACACCGUUUGGACCGAGGUGGCCGGAGCUUUGAGCCAAAUCGAGGCCCUGUACGAAGACGAAACGUUCCCCGAGCGCCAGCUGGCUGCUCUCGUCCUGGCCAAGGUCUACUAUCACCUCCAAGCCUACAACGACAGCAUGGUCUUUGCUCUCGCCGCCGGUGACCUCUUCAAGCUUGACGCACCGGGCGAGUUCGAGGAGACCAUCAUCUCCAAGUGCGUCGACCAGUACAUCGCCGUCACCGCCGCCAAACAUGCCAAGCCCAAGGCCUCUAAGAACGCCGACCUGCCCGAGCUCACCACUACCUUCUCCAAUGCCUCUGAUGGCGCCGUCAUGUCCCCGACGACACCUUUUUCGCAGACGACCCUUCCGCCCAAGUCCCUGCUCUCCCGCGCGUCCAUCGACAACACCAUAUUCGAUGCUACCUUCCAACCGCUAACCAAGCAAGGUCGCUCGGCCUCCAUUGCUCAGCUCCCCGACCGCGCCACAGAGGCCUCCCUGCAGCGUGUCAUUGAGCGCCUCUUUGAGAGCUGCCUGAAGCAGGGCCGUUACAGGCAGGUUGUUGGUAUCGCCGUCGAAGCAAAGAAUCUCGACAUUCUCCGCCGGGUUAUUAAGCGUGCCAGCGACGACGAGAAACGCGCCAAGACGAAGUCGCAAGACGGCCCUGGCCCUGCCGAGGAGCUCAUGGAGUACUCGUUAGGCAUCUGCAUGGAUAUUGUGCAGGAGCGCGGCUUCCGCACCGAAAUUCUCCGCCUGAUCCUCGACCUGCUCAACGAUAUACCGAACCCGGACUACUUCGCCAUUGCCCGAUGCGUCGUCUACCUCAACUCCGACGAGGAGGCCUCCCGCAUGCUACGGACCCUUGUCGACAACGGCGAUCGCACAUCCAUCGCCAAUGCCUACCAAAUCGCCUUUGAUCUGUACGACAAUGGCACACAAGAGUUCCUUGGCAAGGUGCUAGACUCCCUGCCGUCGGGAAAGCAGCUGGAGAAGGCAGAGGAGGUGGUCUCCGAGGACCCUAACAAGACCACCUCGGAAGACGCCCCGUUGUUGGAAAAUCAACAGGAAACCCCCGAGGAGGCUCUGCCUGAAGCCGUCGCCAAGAUCUACCGCAACAUUCGGUCCAUCCUGGACGGGUCCAAGACGAUCCGCCUCAACCGCGAAUUCCUCUACCGCAACAACCACACUGACUUGAGCAUUCUCAACAAGGUCCGCGACAGCCUCGAGGGCCGCAACUCCAUCUUCCACACGGCCGUCACCUUCUGCAAUGCCUUCAUGAACCAAGGUACCACCAACGACAAAUUCUUCCGGGACAACCUUGACUGGCUCGGCAAGGCCGUCAACUGGUCCAAGUUCACCGCCACUGCCGCCCUGGGUGUAAUCCAUCGCGGGAACUUGUCGCAGUCCCGCAAGCUGCUGGAGCCGUAUCUGCCGAGAACGGGCGGACUGGGCAGUGGCUCAAUCUUUAGCCAGGGCGGUGCCCUGUACGCCUAUGGCCUCAUCCAUGCCAACCAUGGCGCCGACGCGCUCGACUACCUCAAGACACAGUUCAUGCAGGCUGAGGAAGAGGUCGUCCAGCACGGAGGCGCCCUUGGCCUGGGCAUCGCCGGUAUGGCGACUGGCAACACCGAGAUCUUUGAGAAGCUCAAGGAUAUCCUGUUCCAAGAUUCGGCACUCAAUGGCGAGGCUGUUGGUCUCUCCAUGGGUCUCAUCAUGCUCGGCACAGGCAACGCCAAGGCGCUUGAAGACAUGAUCACAUAUGCGCAUGAGACGACCCACGAGAAGAUUGUCCGCGGCGUCGCCAUGGGCAUGGCGCUCAUCAUGUACGGCCGACAGGAAGGUGCCGAUGUUGUCAUCGAAGGCCUUCUGAACGACCCCGACCCGACGCUCCGGUACGGUGGUAUCAUGACGGUCGCUCUGGCGUACUGCGGCACCGGCAGCAACAAGGCGAUCCGAAAGCUCCUCCACACUGCUGUCAGCGAUGUCAAUGACGAUGUCCGUCGCAUCGCCGUCAUGAGCCUGGGCUUCAUUCUCUUCCGCAAGCCUGGCAGUGUGCCGCGCAUGGUUGAGCUGCUCUCCGAGUCGUACAACCCCCACGUUCGCUACGGCUCCGCCAUGGCCCUGGGCAUCUCUUGCGCCGGCACUGGCCUUGACGAGGCCAUCGAUUUGCUGGAGCCCAUGAUGAAGGACCCAACCGACUUUGUCCGGCAGGGCGCUCUGAUCUCGUUGGCCAUGAUUAUGGUUCAGCAAAACGAGGUGAUGAAUCCCAAGGUCUCGUCUAUCCGCAAGACUCUCAAAAAGGUCGUCGGUGACCGCCACGAAGACGCCAUGACCAAGUUCGGCGCCGCCCUCGCACUCGGCAUUAUCGAUGCCGGUGGCCGCAACUGCACCAUCGGACUCCAGACUCAGACCGGCAACCUCAACAUGGCGGGCAUCGUCGGCAUGGCCGUCUUCACCCAAUACUGGUACUGGUUCCCGUUCACCCACUUCCUGUCACUCAGCUUCUCGCCCACGGCCAUGAUCGGCCUCGACCACGACCUCGAGAUGCCCGGCUUCAAGUUUCACUGCGCCACCCGCCAGAGCUUGUUCGACUACCCGCCCGAGCAAGAGGUCAAGACCGAGGAGGGCCCCGCCCUGAUUGCCACGGCCAUCUUGUCGACGACUGCACAGGCAAAGCGAAGAGCACAGAAGAAAGAACGUGCCCAGCGUCGCGAGAGCAUGGAUGUUGACCCGGCCCCGAGCAAGGGCGGAGACAAGAUGGAGGUUGACGAAGAGAAGAAGAAGGAUGAGCCUAAGGAGAAGAAGGAGGGUGAGGAGAAGGAGGCAGCUACGCCUACCGACCCUAAGAAGAAGUCUGAGAAGGAAAAAGUCGGCUACGACAUGGACAACAUGAGCCGUGUUCUGCCUGGGCAGCUCAAGUACAUCAGCUUCCCCGCUGGCCGGUAUAAGCCAGUUAAGAAGCCGACGGGUGGCCCCCUGCUUCUGGACGACACGCAGCCCGAUGAGCCCAAGUCUCUCAUCGAGGAGAAGCUGAAGAAGGUGACGACAGAGCGCGCGCCCGUGGCGGGCCAGCAGAGCGCCGCUCGCGCGAGCCGGGCCGCGGCAAACCGGUCACUGUUGGAGAGCCUGGCGGCCGAGCACGGACGCUCCCCGCACGGGAACAACGCCGUGUUGGACAUGUUCCGCCAGCAGCAACAGCAGCAGCAGGGCCGCUCGCCGUUUGGUCUCGUCGACCCGCAGACGCCCAGCGGCGGUAGCGCUGGCAUGGGCUCGGGAGCCGCGGCGGCGGCCGGCGUCCUGACGGCCGUUGACGAGGACGGCGAGGGCGACGAGGAGGCGCAGGUGCCUGGGGAGUUUGAGUACUUUACGGACGCCGAGGACGAGGAUGAGGAGUAGCGAGCGAUAGCAGCAGCAGCAGCAGCAGCAGAGGCGAUGUACACCGUGUUUCCAUACGUGUAAAGUAACAGCAGACACUAUACUAGACGGGCCGGGCGGCGGUGGCCAUGGAUUCUCUCCAGGGCUCGUGACAGACUCGAACAAUGAAGGUUUUGAAACCGAACCACGUGGCAUAUCUGAAUGUCUCCAACGCGCCGGCUCGGCAUUGGAUCAUGCCGUGAUGCAUGGUGCAGACCCAUGGUACUUGUGUAUUUGUGUUGUAGUAUUGAGCUAAUUCAUAACUAGAACAGCAUUGCUACUGGACGUCUGUGUACCAGCGCCGCUCUGCUCACAUGGAAUGAUCCAAAUCCUCAGCGAGCCCCUGUUUUGGUCUUUGCUCGCCCGAAUGCAACGCCAAUUAAUAAAGACCAAAAUAUAUAAUGCAAGCUAGAUGCACCGGCCUGACAGGCUGCAUGCUA
Molecule: messenger RNA, 4198 nt
Organism: Purpureocillium takamizusanense
Lineage: Eukaryota; Fungi; Ascomycota; Sordariomycetes; Hypocreales; Ophiocordycipitaceae
Gene: RPN2
Product: proteasome regulatory particle base subunit
Exons: 3
Coding region: 246-3740 (1164 amino acids)
Biological process (GO): regulation of protein catabolic process; proteasome-mediated ubiquitin-dependent protein catabolic process
Cellular component (GO): proteasome complex; nucleus; proteasome regulatory particle, base subcomplex
Molecular function (GO): enzyme regulator activity
Source: RefSeq, a predicted model, not a curated record